Molecule: messenger RNA, 1113 nt
Organism: Saccharomyces kudriavzevii IFO 1802
Lineage: Eukaryota; Fungi; Ascomycota; Saccharomycetes; Saccharomycetales; Saccharomycetaceae
Gene: ECM4
Product: S-glutathionyl-(chloro)hydroquinone reductase
Exons: 1
Coding region: 1-1113 (370 amino acids)
Cellular component (GO): cytoplasm
Molecular function (GO): glutathione transferase activity
Source: RefSeq, a predicted model, not a curated record
AUGUCGAAACAGUGGGCGAGUAAUAACAACGGGGCUUUUAAGAGACAGGUGUCGUCCUUCAGAGAAACGAUUUCCAAGCAGCAUCCAAUCUAUAAGCCCGCAAAGGGAAGAUAUUGGUUGUACGUUUCAUUGGCUUGCCCAUGGGCGCAUAGGACUUUAAUCACAAGGGCUGCAAAGGGACUAACCUCGGUCAUAGGAUGCAGUGUAGUCCAUUGGCACCUUGACGAAAAGGGGUGGAGGUUUCUUGACAUGGAGAAGCAACUGGAAGAUAAAGGAGACUUUUUGGAACAUUGGCACGAUGCUGCAGGUGGCAUCAAGACUGCUAAGGAGGAUGCCAGCAAGAGCUUUGCCGCAAUCAAGAAUGACAGCGAAAGGUUUAUGGUGGAUGCUACCAAUGAACCACAUUACGGACACAAGAGAAUCAGUGAUUUGUACUACAAGAGCGACCCUCAGUACUCGGCAAGGUUCACCGUUCCCGUUCUGUGGGACUUAGAGACCCAAACCAUUGUCAACAAUGAAAGUAGCGAAAUUAUCAGGAUUAUGAACUCAAACGUCUUUGAUGAAUUUGUCGAUGACAAGUACAAAGAGGUGGAUCUUGUCCCCGAACAUCUGGAGGCCCAAAUCGACGAUUUCAAUUCUUGGGUUUACGACAACAUCAACAAUGGUGUAUACAAGACCGGAUUCGCAGAGAAGGCUGAAGUUUACGAAAGUGAGGUUAGCCAUGUGUUUGAACAUUUGAACAAAGUGGAGAAAAUCUUAAGUGAUAAGUACGCUGGAUUGGAGGCGAAAUACGGUAAAGAUGACAGGCAAAAGAUUUUGAGUGAAUUCUUCAGCGUGGGAAACCAAUUGACAGAAAGUGACAUUAGGUUAUACACCACCAUCAUAAGAUUCGACCCUGUCUACGUCCAGCAUUUCAAGUGCAACUUUACCUCAAUUAGAGCUGGAUAUCCGUUCAUCCAUCUCUGGGUGAGAAACUUGUACUGGAACUACGAUGCCUUCAGGUUCACAACAGAUUUCAACCAUAUCAAGUUACACUACACACGCUCACACACAAGGAUCAACCCCUUAGGGAUCACGGCCCUGGGGCCCAAGCCAGAUAUUCAACAUUUAUAA